CUUUAAUCAACACCCCUUCCUUGACGCCAAGAUCUGUUUUCUACUCUUUCCGUCUCUUUCAACUUCAAACACUCGUUUUCUCUCCCUUGAAUGAUACACAAACUAAUGAAAGUCUAGAAAACUGCUUGAUUUUUUUUUCUUUAAGGUGAGCGCUCGAAUAAGAUUAACUAAUUGCAAUACAUACAGACAUGGAUGAUUACACGAAGGACGAUGUUUCACAGCUGAUCAAGAGAAUUGGGGCUUUUCUAUCCGCCAGAAUGUCCGAAAUAUUAGAUACCCAGGCUUGAUCUUACUGCCUCUAUGAUUUUUAUCGUAAUUUGUGGUGAAAAUGUGAAAUCCGAAUUGGGGUUUUCCCUAUGGUUCCAUGAUGAUGAGAAUUUGAGGUUUGUGAAGAUAAUCGAAAUUGGAAAGGAUUUAAGAUCUGUUUGGGCUUUAGUGGCUGUUGUUUGUACUAUAAUUUUUACAUGGAGGCUACUCUUAGCACCUAGUGGGCCCCAUGGGAGACAACCUAAACCUCAACCUCAACCUCAGCCUUCUUCUCAAGUCAAUACUCAACCAAAUUCAAAUCUCUUGCCUUCAUCAACUCAAACUGUAAUCGAUGACCUUUUUCAACCUGUAAAGCCUACUUUGGGACAAAUAGUUAGACAAAGAUUAAAUGAUGGAAGGAAGGUAACAUGUCGGUUGCUUGGCAUUAUACUUGAGGAAAGUACUCCAGAGGAGCUUCAGAAUCAAGCAACUGUGAGAUCUUCGGUUUUGGAAGUUGUAUUGGAGAUGACAAAGUUUUGUGACCUUUAUCUCAUGGAAACCGUUUUAGAUGAUGAAACCGAAAAAAGGGUUUUAACUGCAUUGGAAAAUGCGGGCAUUUUUACAUCAGGUGGCUUGAUUAAAGACAAGGUUCUGUUUUGUAGCAAAGAAGUUGGGCGGACUUCUUUCGUUAGACAAUUGGAGCCCGAUUGGCAUAUAGACUCAAACCGCGAAAUUUCUUCUCAAUUGGCGAGGUUCAUCAAAUGUCAACUCCACAUUUCACCACUUAAAACCGAGCAAAUUGCUCCAAAUGUUUUCACUUCUUCAUCUUUGGAACAGUUCUUUGGGGUUUGACUUUCUUGAAUAAGUCAACGAUGCAAAUAUGUACUUUUUUUUUUCAGUCUCUUAUAAGAUCCGAUGUAUACCCACAGUCGUGAUGGAUGAUGAUGAUGAUGUAUGUGCAGUAGUUUUGCUUAAAUUUCUAUAAAUAACACUACUUACAUUUCUUUA
This is a messenger RNA of Lactuca sativa (garden lettuce), 1254 nucleotides long. RefSeq names its product peroxisome biogenesis protein 22. Gene Ontology annotation, biological process: peroxisome organization. NCBI's taxonomy places the organism in Eukaryota, Viridiplantae, Streptophyta, Magnoliopsida, Asterales, Asteraceae. The record is from RefSeq and is a predicted model, not a curated record.